AUGGUCGGAGUCAUUUCAGCCGCCGGUCUGGUCGGCUUCCUCUCCGAACCCGAUCCUGAGCUCAAGGUGUAUGCUUUGAAGUCAUUAGAUUCACAGAUCGAUCUGCUUUGGACUGAGGUCGUUAAUGCAGUUCCUGAGAUCGAGGCUCUAUACGAAGACGAAUCAUUCCCAGAACGUGAACUGGCUGCUCUGGUCGCCUCUAAGGUGUACUACCAUCUCCAAGAAUAUAAUGAGAGCAUGGUUCUUGCUCUGGGCGCAGGCAAACUGUUUAAGCUUGACAACGGUGGCGAGUAUGAAGAGACCAUCAUCGCUAAAUGCGUUGAUACCUUCAUCUCUCUCUCUGCCGCGCAGAACCCGAGCGCCGGUGAUCACUCCGCCCACCUGAACCAGUCUUUCCCUGCCUCUGGCGAGGGUGCCACGAGUACCUCCGCUAGCCUGACCUCUCCUAUAACACCAUUCUCCAAGUCUGCCCUACCUUCGAAGUCCUUGCUAUCCCGACAGGAGGUUCCUGGCAUCGACGCCGCUCCCCCUGGUGGCGAGGACAUCAGCAUCCAGCACGAAGAGACUCCACUUAUCUUGAAGCGUGGCGUUCAGGGCCAACUACAGGCUAUUAUUGAGCGACUAUUUGAGGACUGCUUCCGCCAGAAGCGUUAUCGUCAGGUUAUUGGAAUUGCCAUCGAAGCAAAGAGCUUGGAUGUUCUUCGCAUGGCUAUUAUUCGUGCCAGCGAGGAUGAGAAGAAGCAGCAAGGCGAGUCCCGCCAGAGUGAGGAACUUAUGGAGUACGUUUUGGAUAUUUGCAUGGGCAUUGUCCAAGAGCGGGCGUUCCGCAGCGAGAUCUUGAAACUCAUCCUUGAUCUACUCAAUGAGAUUCCUGCACCUGAUUACUUCUCUAUCGCCAAGUGUGUUGUGUACCUUAAUGAACACUCGAUGGCCUCUGUUAUUCUCCGCCAGCUUGUCGAGAAGGGUGACUCUCGGUCUUUGGCCGUUGCCUACCAGAUUUCUUUCGAUCUUUAUGACAACAGCACCCAGGAGUUCCUCCAGAAGGUGCGCCAAGAAAUUGCCGAGCUUGUACCAGAAAAUGAGGCCGACAAGGAGAACACCCACGCAGAGGCCAACGAGUCAGACCCUCUGCUUGAGGACCAGUCUAUCUCAAUUUCCCGACAGUCGAACAGUGACGACUCGGAUGAGCCGCGGAAAGCUUUUAAGAACAUUCUGUCUAUUCUGGAUGGCAUCAAGACUAUUCAAUUGAAUUUGGAAUUCCUUUACCGGAACAACAAAGCUGAUAUCGCCAUUUUGAAUAAGAUUCGGGAUAGUCUCGAGGCUCGCAACUCUAUCUUCCACACUGCAGUCACUCUCUCAAAUGCUUUCAUGCAUGCCGGUACUACCCACGACAAGUUCUUCCGUGAUAAUCUGGAAUGGCUGGGCAAGGCUGUGAACUGGUCCAAGUUCACGGCAACAGCUGCUCUUGGUGUCAUUCACCGUGGCAACUUGAGUCAGGGCCAGAAGCUUUUGCAACCUUACCUACCCCGUGAACACAUCGCCGGAGUUGGAGGUUCCGGUUCCGUCUACAGCCAGGGUGGUUCUCUUUACGCCUUUGGCCUUAUCUACGCCAACCACGGUGGUAUGGCUGUGGACCUCAUCCGUGACCACUUCAAGAAGGCCACCGAAGAGGUUGUUCAGCACGGUGGUGCUCUCGGUCUGGGUGUGGCAGGUAUGGCUACUGGCGAUGAGGGCAUCUACGAAGAUUUGCGAAACGUUCUCUACACUGACUCUGCUCUCAACGGUGAGGCCGUUGGCCUUGCUAUGGGUCUCGUGAUGCUGGGAACUGGCAACAUGAAGGCGCUAGAGGACAUGAUUCAGUAUGCCCAUGAUACCCAGCACGAGAAGAUUGUUCGUGGUUUGGCCAUGGGUAUGGCGUUGAUCAUGUACGGUCGUCAAGAAGCUGCCGAUGAGUUGAUCAACGGUCUUCUUGGGGAUCCCGAUCCAGCUCUCCGCUAUGGUGGUAUCAUGACCAUCGCCCUGGCUUACUGUGGCAGCGGCAGCAAUAAGGCUGUUCGCAAGCUGCUUCACGUUGCCGUUAGCGAUGUCAACGACGAUGUUCGACGUGCGGCAGUCAUGAGCUUGGGUUUCAUUCUGUUCCGCAAGCACCAGAGUGUCCCCCGUAUGGUUGAACUGCUCUCUGAAUCGUACAACCCUCAUGUCCGUUAUGGUGCUGCCAUGGCACUGGGUAUUUCAUGCGCAGGAACUGGUCUGGAUGAGGCCAUUGAUCUCUUGGAGCCUAUGCUCAAGGACUCCACAGACUUUGUCCGCCAGGGUGCUUUGAUUUCUCUUGCUAUGGUUCUUGUUCAGCAGAAUGAGGCCAUGAACCCUCGUGUUACCAGCUUACGGAAGGCCAUGAUGAAGAUGAUGGGUGACCGCCACGAAGAUGCAAUGGCUAAGUUUGGAUGUGCCGUUGCCCUCGGUAUCAUCGAUGCCGGUGGUCGCAACUGUACCAUCAGCCUGCAGACCCAGACCGGCAAUUUGAACAUGCCAGGCAUUGUCGGUGCUGCCGUUUUUGUGCAGUACUGGUACUGGUUCCCUCUGACCCACUUCCUUUCUCUCAGUUUCACCCCUACUUCUGUGAUCGGCGUGGACCAGAAGUUGGAAGUGCCAAACUUCAAGUUCCACAGCAACACUCGGCCCAGCCUAUUUGACUACCCGCCAGAGCAGCAGGUGAAGACUGAGGAGGCCCCAGAGAAGGUCAAGACGGCUGUUCUCUCCACCACUGCCCAGGCCAAGCGUCGGGCGCAGCGUCGAGAGAAGCAGGCCCGCCGUGAGAGCAUGGACAUUGAUCAGACACCUACCACCCCCAAGGUGUCAGACCAACUGCCCGAGAAAAUGGAGACAGAUGAGGGUGUUCCUAAGGAAGAAGAGGGCAAGGAUGGAGAGAAGAGUACUGGAGAGGGCCCAAAGAAGAAGGCGGAACGGGAGAAGGUUGGAUAUGAGUUGGAUAACAUGUCAAGGGCACUCCCUGCACAACUCAAAUACCUUACAUUCCCCGACCCGCGAUAUGAGCCAGUUAAGCGGCCUACCGGUGGCGUUGUUGUUGUCCUCGACAAGCAGCCUGACGAGCCCCGCGAUAUUGUUGAGCUGAAGGCUAGCAAAGAGCAGCGGCAACCGGCUCCUCCUGCUGAGACCCUCCAAGACCGCCUCCAGGCCGCCAUCGGCACAGCUGCUCUGCAGACUCCUCAACGAAGCGCUGCUCGAGCUGCAAUGUCAGGUACCCCAGCAGGCGCUGCGGCCGCUGCUGGUGUCCUGACUGCUGUUGAUGAGGAUGAUGAGGGUGUGGAGGACGCGCCUCUUCCCGAUGACUUCGUAUAUGAGUCAGAUGGGGAAGAUGAGUAG
Molecule: messenger RNA, 3384 nt
Organism: Penicillium verhagenii
Lineage: Eukaryota; Fungi; Ascomycota; Eurotiomycetes; Eurotiales; Aspergillaceae
Product: proteasome regulatory particle base subunit RPN2
Exons: 5
Coding region: 1-3384 (1127 amino acids)
Biological process (GO): proteasome-mediated ubiquitin-dependent protein catabolic process; regulation of protein catabolic process
Cellular component (GO): nucleus; proteasome complex; proteasome regulatory particle, base subcomplex
Molecular function (GO): enzyme regulator activity
Source: RefSeq, a predicted model, not a curated record